GUGACAUUCAUCUCGUGCGUUGUCUUUAGAGACCCCAAAGCGGCGGUAGGGUUGGUUGGUUGGACCAUUGCGAUUCAUUGUGCACAAGGCAAGCGGCUUCUCCUUGUUGACGGAAAUUCGCUGACAGAGCACCAGUUGUUUUCGCAGGCAGAUGUUGGCGACUGAAGUGGGCUACCGGUUACAACUUUAAUUUUAAUGCUAAGGAAAAUUCGAUGACACGUACUCUUAUCGCUAGUAUAAGCUGAAAUGUAUGGUAUGCGCUCGGCCACCAAUCACUACAGAUAGACUCCACUAGACACCUCCACACCUCCAGCAAUGAUGGCUGUGCUCCGCUCUGGAGGGAGAGUGUUCGUCAUGCUCCUCAUUAGCAGGAUGUUGGAGAACUCGCUGCUCAGCGCUGAAGUGAAAGAGGGAGAGAUUCUGCCUCCCACCAUUCAGAAGCUGAUGAAAGGAUACAACAAGUACCUCAGGCCUUUUUUUGACAAUGGGCCAGUGACUGUGGGCAUGAGUUUGGACAUUGCCAGCAUUGACACCAUAUCAGAGAUCAACAUGGACUACACGGCCACUAUCUUCCUGCGUCAGCGCUGGACAGACGAGCGCCUGGUGUUUGAGGGUAACAAGAGCCUGAGUCUGGACGGCAGGCUGGUGGAGCUGCUCUGGGUACCAGACACCUUCAUCGUAGACUCCAAAAAGUCCUUCCUCCAUGACAUCACUGUGGAGAACAGGCUGAUCAGGAUCUUCCCCAAUGGAACGGUGCUCUACGCCCUGAGGAUCACCACCACUGUGGCCUGCAACAUGGACCUGACCAAGUACCCCAUGGACAAGCAGACCUGCACUCUGCAACUGGAGAGCUGGGGCUACAACAUCAAUGAUGUGAUGUUCUACUGGACCAGAGGGAAUGAGUCGGUCAGUGGUUUGGAUACUCUGCGUCUGGCUCAGUACACAGUAGAGGACCACUACACCUCUGCGUCUGAGGCCAUCUAUGAAACAGGCCACUACCCCAAGCUGAUCUUCCACUUUGAGCUGAAGAGAAGCAUCCUGUACUUCAUCCUGGAGACGUACGUUCCCUCCAGCCUGCUGGUGGUCCUCUCCUGGGUCUCUUUCUGGAUCAGCCAGUCUUCUGUCCCCGCAAGGAUCUGUAUCGGAGUGACCACAGUUCUGACCAUGACCACAUUAAUGAUGGGUGCCAGGACGUCCCUGCCUAACGCCAACUGUUUCAUCAAAGCCAUCGACGUGUACCUGGGCAUCUGCUUCAGCUUCAUCUUUGGAGCCCUGAUCGAGUACGCCGUGGCCCACUUCUGCACCCUUAACCAUCCCGACGCCAACAUUGUCAUGUACGGUCACCAGAUGGGAGGCUUUGACGAGGAGAUGAAUGGCAUGGUCACCACCAUCGCCGCUGAAAACAACAGGGCCAAGAGGCGUAAGGAGAAAGCUGCUGUAGAUGAAGCGGCCUUAGCGGCCACAGCUGAGCUGGUACUUUGCCCCUCCAGCCCCACUGGCAGUGCCAAGCCUGAGGCCCCUGAGGAGCCCCCCAACCGAUGCCUCAUUGUCCUGGUCCUCCUCCGCAAGGUCCUACGCAAAGCUGCAAACUGUUGCCAUGUGGAGAAUCCCCACUUAAUAGACAAUUACUCCAGGAUGACCUUCCCCCUCUCCUUUGUAUUCGUCAACCUCCUCUAUUGGACAUACUACCUGUACUUGUAAUCACAGGGGUGUGGGAGUGUGUUUGGGUAUGUUUCUGUCUGUGAUUCAUACAUGUGUUUUUUUUAUUUUUUUUUAAACAAUGCACAUUUUUACAUUCAUGUUAUGAGUGAGGCAUAGUGUACAGUCAACCAUGCCACAUUUAUUAUACCUUAUUUAGCUCAUUACAGCUUUCAUAAUUGAUUGAUUUCCAUGUUGUUAUUUUAUUCUCGCCUGCUGAUGGUCAUAGACGACCUACAGAUGUAGGAUCUUAAUAUGAGCCAGUUUUCUACAGCAGGAAAAUUAUCCUGCAGCAACAUGAAAUGUGAAUUAUUAUAUGGACUAUAAUUACUUUUUUUGUAGGGGUUGAUACAUUUUUCAUUAUUGCAAAUCAAGUGUGACAUUUUAAAGUACAAAUGUCAAACUUUAGAAGCCUUUUUAAACCUUGAAUACUCUCUCAAAACAAUUUAAGUUGCUUUACUGGCAUGAGAAACAUUGUGUUUACAUUGCCAAAGAAAGUGAAAUAGAUAAUAAACAAAAGUGAAAUAAACAUACCAAAAUUACCAGUAAACAUUACACUCACAAAAGUUCAAAAGAAUAAAGACAUUUCACUCUCUCUCUUUUUCUCUCUCUCAUCCACUCUCUUUCUUUCUCACCCCCCUCGCUACCAUUUCCUCUCUCCACCACAUUAUGGAAAUUUACUCUCAAAGGCACCUAUAAACUAUUUUAUUUAAUUUUUCAUCAUACUAUUCUGUUUCCAGUAUGUUUUACAAGGGACACAACUGCCAGCACCUUAACUGGAAUAAUGCAAUAGAAUGGUGUGGAUACACAGCUCCUACUGGACACGCGAGUAACAGUGAUAUAUGCCGUAUUGUUUCAUUGGAGCUGGUAAAUAGUAUUUUCCACUGUGCUUUGUGAUACAUGCCAUCUUAAUCGUUAAGCUAGUACCUUGUAUUAGAUGUUUUAGGACAUUUUAAAUAGAGGUGAAACCUCUACUGUAUUUUAACAGGAUGUCAUCAUCAAUCAUCGUUUCAUCAUCCAGGAAGCUUUGCAUGUUGAACUAACAUGCAAAGCUUCCUCAAUCUUUUGUCAAUGUCCUUGUUCUCUGUCGUGUGAGUGUUGUGUGUGAUGACGAAUGUCAUAUAUUCCCGAUAAUGUUUUCACAUUUAAGUAACCAAAGGACCAAAGAUUUCAAUUUGAUUUGUAAUCCUUCAUGGUUCUCUUUUGACUUUGUUGCGUACAUUUUGAAAUGAUUAAUUCUUAGUUCCCAUUGCUGCGUGAAAAAUCCUACAUCGAAGGUAAUAGCAUGCUAUAUCAGCAUGCAAAAGGAACACUGCAACAUUCCAUAGUCCUGUGCAGACAGACACAGUCUCACAAUCUAUGCAUGUUUGUUUAUAUCCUAAAUAUUAAGUGCAUUUUUCUGUUACAAUGCUUUCACCCAUUUCCGUAAAGCCAUUGACAAGUAGGUUGUCCAGAGCAUAGAAUAACAACAUAAUGAUUUGUUUCAUGAUGAUGAUAUUGAUCAUCGUAAUGCAUUCUCUUAAUUAAUGUACAUAAUGGAAGUUUAUAUUUGAAAUAAUUCGCCAGAAUGCAACAUUAACAUUUGUGUUAAUCUCAUUUUCGCCAUAAGGGUUUUCUUCUAGCCUUCUCUUUUUCUAAAAUGCAAUCCAAUGCAUUUGCUCUGCCAAACAUGGUCUUGUUCAGUGCAAUAGAAUGAAAUAUCAAAUAUCUUUGAUAAUGAGCUAACUACUGAUGAAAAUAGAAAGACAAUUAUUUCGGUUUUGUUUUGCACGGUUACCAAUAACUUUAUUUUGCUUUCUGUUUCUUUGCUUGUUUUGGGUUUUCAUUGGGUUGUUUGCUAGACUAGGGAAGAUAAGUAUUGAUUGUAAUGCAAUACAAACGGAGGCUAUCUAAAAAUCUAAUAUUAUAGAGAACUGCCCUCAAUUAUACUGUCACUGGGGACCAAACUUAGAUGUUACUUACAUUGAAUGUACACUUAUAUUGAACUUACUACAGUUUUGAUACAAAAUGCUUCUCUAUGUUGCUAGAGCAACUUUAUAAGUAAAGUUUGAUCUCUUAGAAUCUGGUCUAUGGUAAAGAAGAAAAAUGCACUGAACUAAUAUAUGUAGAUCAGUGCUAAAUCAUGACGGUCAACUUACAGUGUAUGUUACAUGGUCAUUGUGUUGGGUCCCCUGAUAUCCCCUACGCUACUGUAGCCAGUGCCAAAAUGGAGCAAAAUAAUCCACUAAAUCAAACCACUAAGGAAAUAUUCCCUUUGUUUCACGAGAAUCCCACAAAUUCCCAUUCCCAAUUUCCCUUUACUGUGGAUUUGCAACAAAUGUGUUUGCUAUUUAAUAAUGUUGUCAAGUGAGCCCCUCUUUUUGGACUCCAGACUCAAUGUCUCCUCUCCCAAGAUGUAACUACAUAAUUAGUGAUCUGUUUUGCUGCAGUGAAUGGACACAGUAUUGGAUAAAUAUCCGCAAUGGCAGGAUACAUGAUACACAGGACACAUGUCCAGGUACUGCAAGUCCAAGCAACCAACCUGACCAAUGAGAGUGUACUAUUCUACAUUCCCUCCCCUACCCACUUGCCUCUGACAGACUGAUUGGCCAACGUUGGAGAAACCUAUUUUCCUAAAAUGUUCAAGGUGAUGUUGUGUUAUUGACGUCAACGUUCUUGGGACAUCUUCCUGUAAAAUGUGUUCACACUGUAACAUUUGAAUGUAGACAUUUUGUUUGCUGAAAUUGUUGUAAAUAGAUAGUUAUACUUUGCAUGUUUAUUUGAUGUUUCAAUAUUGAUUAAUGUAAUAAAAUAAACUGCCUAAAAUUG
Salmo salar (Atlantic salmon) is the source of this 4506-nucleotide messenger RNA. Its product is annotated as gamma-aminobutyric acid receptor subunit pi. Gene Ontology annotation, biological process: monoatomic ion transmembrane transport. The record is from RefSeq and is a predicted model, not a curated record. Lineage: Eukaryota; Metazoa; Chordata; Actinopteri; Salmoniformes; Salmonidae. Gene Ontology annotation, molecular function: extracellular ligand-gated monoatomic ion channel activity; transmembrane signaling receptor activity. Gene Ontology annotation, cellular component: membrane.